Molecule: messenger RNA, 2568 nt
Organism: Osmerus eperlanus (European smelt)
Lineage: Eukaryota; Metazoa; Chordata; Actinopteri; Osmeriformes; Osmeridae
Exons: 5
Coding region: 81-1931 (616 amino acids)
Cellular component (GO): nucleus
Source: RefSeq, a predicted model, not a curated record
GGUGCUGACAUGAUCCGGUGUGUUCUUUUUGGUUCUAGGUGAAGAGAACGUACUCCCACGGGACGUACCGAGCUGGCGCCAUGCGCCAGAUCAGUCUGGUGGGCGCUGUGGACGAGGAAGUGGGGGAUUACUUCCCAGAGUUCCUCAGCAUGCUGGAGGAGUCGCCCUUCCUGGAGCGGACGUUGCCAUGGGGAACCUUCUCCAGCCUGCGGCUGAAGAGUCCGACGGAGAGCGAUGACGGGCCGAUCAUGUGGGUGCGGCCUGGCGAGCAGAUGAUCCCUGUGGCUGACAUGCCAAAGUCCCCCUUCAAAAGGAAAAGGUCUACCAAUGAGAUCAAGAACCUGCAGUACCUGCCUCGGGCCAGCGAGCCUCGGGAGAUGCUGUUUGAGGACCGCACACGGGCGCACGCCGACCACAUCGGCCAGGGCUUCGAGAGGCAGACCACGGCCGCCGUGGGGGUGCUCAAGGCUGUGCGCUGUGGAGAGGGGCCCGAGCCUCCUCGUGUAACCAAAGACGUGAUCUGCUUCCACGCUGGAGACUUCCCUGAUGUGGUCCAGAGGCUGCAGCUGGACCUGUAUGAACCACCUCUCUCUCAGUGUGUGCAGUGGGUUGACGAUGCCAAGCUGAACCAGCUGAGACGGGAAGGGAUCCGCUACGCCCGGAUCCAUCUCCAUGACAACGACAUCUACUACAUCCCCCGUGGGGUGGUGCACCAGUUCAAGACCGUCUCUGCCGUCUGCAGCCUGGCCUGGCACAUCCGCCUCCGGCAGUACCACCAGGGCCCCUGCUCCCCCCUGGAGGAGAGGAGCGAGCCGGGGGAGGAGAGGGGGGAGGUGGGGGCGAGGGCGGAGGAGGAGGAGGAGGAGAAGAUGGAGAAGGAGAAACGGAGGGUAAAGGAGGAGGAGGAGGAGGAGAGGAAGGUCUGCGAGGGAGCUGAGAAGCAACAGGUGAAGGAGGAGAGGAGAGAAGAGAGGAAGGCGGAGGAGGAGAGGAGGAAGAAGGAGGAGCGGAGGGUGGAGAGGAGUCACGCGGCGCUGUUGAAGCAGCAGGCGACCGAGGGUGUUGCUGUGUGUCCUCCUCCCCCCUCCUCCUCCACCACAGACUCCAGACCCAAGCCCCCCAGGGACAGAGACAGGGGGGUCCCUCCUCCAGAGGGCAGAGUGGACCUUGUGGACCCCCCCCCACUGGAGACGCCGCCCCUGGCCACACCCCUAGCCCCGUCACAUGACAGCAGGCCCAAAGGACAUCAUCAGCAUCAUCACAGACACCAACACCAUCAUCCUCGCUCAAAAUAUCAAAGCACUUUAACCACAGCUUCCAACCCCUCCUCCUCUCUUUCCCUGAGUCACUCUCCCUCUGACCAAACGAAUCUCCCCCCUCCCCAUCCCCUCCCCCCCAGUGUCUCUCCCUCAGCAAACGCCAGCUCCCCCCUGUUGACAAUGCCCCCCUCCCUGAUUCCUCCCAGACCAGCAGCGUCCAUCCAUGCUGAGGCUCCCCCCCCUGCCUCGCAGCCUCAGAGCCCCUGGUUGGACCAGCCCAGGGACAAAGACUGGCUCCUCCCCAAGCCCCCUGUAGUCCCCCUGGACACACGGACACCCUCCUUCCCCUUCCCCCACCCCCAUCAAUAUCACCCCUCCAACUAUCUACAACCUCACUCCCAACCUUUCCCUUCCCCUCUACAGCAUCCGCCGUACUCCCCUGGUUCACAGCCUCACCCCUCUCACGUCCCCCUCGCUUAUCCGUCAUACCCCGCCUACUCCUCCCACCUCCUUCAAACAUGCCCCUCCCAUCCUCCCCACAUCCCCCAACCUCCACCUUCUCCUGCCCCCCUCCUCCCUCCCUCCUCGUCACACCUACCCAUCCACGCUCCCCCCUCUCCACGACCUCUCAAUCCACAACUGCAUGAACAGAGAAAAGAUGUUUUAUACUGAUUUGUACAGAACUGUUUUACGGCUCAUUGGUUCAGUUUCUCUUGGGAUUAUGUUUUAAUAUGAUCGGAUGAGGAAAAGAGCUAGAAGGAAGUGUAUGUAAAUGUGAGUGAGUGCGUGAAUGUGAGAGAGUUUGAAGAGAGAUACUUUGAAGAGAACCAGAGAGAGAGAGAGAAAACCUGUUAGCAGCAUGUUUGAGUUGGUACAGUAAUGAUGUAAGGAAGGCUCCACUGUAGCCCCCUAUCCUCCUGGGACUAAACACAGCAGAUGUAGCUUGUAACAUUCCUCAGUGCCUCUUCCUUACUGUGAACUACCCAAGGCACUUAACGCCAGGGACACUGGCCUUCUGACUACAGCUCUCAAACACACAAACAGGUUCUUGAAUAAUAUAUUUUUCAGUUUUUAGGUCAAAAUUGAUGUUAUCAGAGCUGACAUGAACAUAUAUAUUUUUUUGUAAAAGGACAGAAUUGUUUAAGAUAUAUAUACUUUUUUUUUUCAUAGAGCUUAUUUAUAUCUGUUUUGGUUUGUAGUUUUUUCUUUUAGCUGUCAGCACUGUUGUGUAAUUAAAGGUUUUGUAAGGAAACUUGUAGUGUGAUUUCUACCUAAAAUAUGAACCUGGCUAAUAAAAAGGUUCAAUGUC